Molecule: messenger RNA, 2319 nt
Organism: Auanema sp. JU1783
Lineage: Eukaryota; Metazoa; Nematoda; Chromadorea; Rhabditida; Rhabditidae
Source: the annotation of a GenBank genome assembly
AUGAAAGGGAACCAAAUAUAUCCGUCUGCUCCUCCCCAAGAGCUUUACUAUGCUGCAAGACCACCUCCAUAUAGCUGGUCACCCUCACCUCCACCGGCCCAAACCAUUCCCACUCGCCCACCUCUUGAAACCUCUUAUAAAGAAGGAGAGGAGUAUGAAGAAGUACAACCUGAACCUCAAAAAAUAGCAAGAUUUCGUGUAAGACCCGACAAGAAACGCAAAAGACAUAACCCGCAACUGUAUACCAAGAGGGGAUGUACGGAUGUUUUUUGUUGUUUUCUUUUUCUGUUGUUCACCGCUGGGUGGGUAGUUGUUGCUGCGAUAGGUGUAAUGUGGGGAGAUCCGGAAAGAUUACUUACACCGACGGAUUCAUUUGGUAGACGAUGCGGAACAAUGAGACCAAACUCUUACAAUUAUACGACUCGUCCAUAUCUUCUCUAUUUUGAUAUUACUAAAUGCAUAUCUUACGCCACAGCUUUAGGGGGGUGUCAAACAUCUCAGGUUUGUGUCGAAAAAUGCCCAUCGGAAUACUUCUCCUACCUCCAAUUGCAAUCAGUAUCCCCGGCAGAGUUUCAAUCAAAAGUUUACUCGAACCUAUACUGUGCGGAUAAUGUGGACAAAUCUACGAUCACAUCCUUCCCCGUCUUGAGACAGUUGGUUCAAUCAAAACAGUGCAUCUCUUACACUGUGAACUCAGCGCCCGUUUUGGGAAGAUGUAUACCUCAAGCAAUUAUUGGAGCUGCUGAUAAAGUGAACGAUUUACAGAAGACUAACAUAUCUCUUGAUGUUCUACGUAAUAUGUUUGGAGAUGAUGGAGGAAUGAUUCCUCAGGAUUAUCAAAUCAAAGGAAGUCAGGUCGUAGUUGGUGCAGUAGUUGAUGGAGAAACUUCCGUAUUGACAAAGAUGGUUCAUGAUUUAUCCAAAUCAUGGUGGCAGGUUCUGACUUUGAUUAUAAGUGCUGGUGUUCUGGCUUUUGUCUGGACUGUUAUUAUGAGAUUACUCGGUUCACUAAUGAUUUGGACUUCUAUUCUCGUCUUGAUGUUAGGACUGCUCGGAGGAUGUGGAUAUAGUUGGUUGAAAUGGAACGCUCUUGUGAAACAAGGAGCUGUUGACGAUUUUUCUUUCCAGCCAAUGUUCAGUGUUUACUUCGAAAUGCCAACUACUUGGCUUGUAGUCGCGAUCAUUCUCAGUGUAAUGGCCUUAAUUUUCGUUUUCAUUCUACUCUUCGUUCGAAAACAAAUAUCUAUAGCCGUUGCUCUAAUCGAGGAAUCAAGCAGAGCCAUUGGUAAUAUGAUGUCAACCCUUCUUUUUCCUUUGUUCCCAUUCGCUUUACAUAUUUUGGUUUUCGCAUUGUGGGGAACUAUCACCAUUUGGGUUUCCUCAUCUGGUCAAGAAAACUGUAGAAGAGUACCAUAUCCUGGUGCUUUGGUGACCAAUACUAGCUCGCGAUGUGAUUGUGCUUUGUCUUAUCAGGAUACAACAUGUGUAUUCGUUACUAUCACUAAAGAUGAAGAUAUCGUUUUCUGGCUCCAAGUUUACAAUCUUUUUGCAUUCUUCUGGAUGACUUGUUUCGUAGCUGCUUUAGGAGAUAUUGCUUUAGCCGGUGCCUUCGCUAGCCAUUAUUGGGCUUUAGAUAAAUCAAAAGAUUUACCGUCAUUCCCUGUGUUGAGAGCAUUGGGAAGAGCCAUCAGAUAUAACAUGGGGUCCUUAGCCUUUGGUUCUUUGAUAAUAGCAAUCAUCAAGAUAAUCCGAGUUCUUUUGGAAUACUUUGAAGAGAAGUUUGGAAAGUCAGAGAACGCGAUUAUCAAAAACAUAUUUUUGGCUUUGAAAUGUUGUUUCUGGUGUAUGGAAGUGUUCUUCAGAUUCCUUACGAAGAAUGCUUACAUUAUGAUGGCCAUAUAUGGAAGAGGCUUUUUCACUUCAGCGAAAGAUAGUUUCUUUUUGUUGUCCAGGAACAUUCGAAGAACUGUGGUUGUCAACCAAGUAGCAGGGCUUCUACUAUUUAUAGGAAAAGCUAUGAUUACGAUAGGAAUGGGUGUUGUUGCUUUCUUCUUCUUCUCUGGACAGUGGGUAGUUGAAGGGAUUCCUCGUGUAGAUUUAUACUACUAUUUUGUUCCAAUCGUCAUCGUUGUAAUAGGGAGUUAUUUCAUUGCUGAUCUGUUCUUCGACGUGUAUGAGAUGGCUGUCGAUACUACCUUCAUAUGUUUCUUGGAAGAUUCUGAACAGAACGACGGCAGUGCAGAGAAACCAUUUUUCAUGUCUAGACGUCUCCAGGAAAUUUUGGGGAAGUCAAACGAUUCGACCGUUCAUCCAAAAUAA